GUUUCUGCGUCUGGGGCGCGUCAGAAGCGCGAUGUGGGGGAUCCAGCGGAGCCGGUACGCGGACUGCAACGGCUCCGAGGCCAGCGAGGAGGCGGAGGUCGUGGUGAACAUCGGCGGCGUGAAGCAGGUGCUGCACGGGGACAUGCUCACCCGCUUCCCGGACACUCGACUGGCGGAGCUGGUGGACUGCUCCACCAAGUCUCUGGAGGAAAUGUCCUCCCUGUGUGACGACUAUGACCCGGACAGCGGGGAGUUUUAUUUUGACAGAGACCCCGAAGCGUUCAAGUGCGUGAUCGAGUUGUAUUAUUACGGAGAGAUCCACAUGAAGAGAGGCAUCUGCCCCAUGUGCUUCAUGAAGGAGAUGGACUUCUGGAAAAUCGGCUCGGACUUUCUUGAUGAGUGCUGUAAAAGCCACCUGAAGGAGGUGGAGGAUGAGCUCGCGGAGAUCGCUGAGCGGGUGAGAGCCAUCCUGGUGGACCGAGAAGGAGAUCCGGACGCAGGAGGCUGGCAGCGCUUCCAGGUGUCCCUCUGGAGGCUCAUGGAGAAGCCGGAGUCCUCGCUCCCCGCGCACAUCAUCGCCAUCCUUUCAUUCAUCUUCAUCCUCAUCUCGUCUGUGGUGAUGUGCGUGGGCACCAUCCCCGACCUGCAGGUGGAGGACUCGGAGGGGAACCUCGCGGAGCACCCCACCCUGGAGGUCAUCGAGACGGUGUGCAUCGGCUGGUUCACCGUGGAGUACCUCCUCCGGCUCAUCUCCUCCCCGAACAAAGUCAAGUUCGUGUUGUCCUUCAUGAACAUCAUCGACUUCAUGGCCAUCAUGCCCUUCUUCGUGGUGCUGGUCCUCACCUCCUUCGGCGCGGGAGUCAUGGAGCUGGCCAACGUGCAGCAGGCCAUCCAGGCUUUACGCAUCAUGCGCAUUGCGCGCAUUUUCAAGCUGGCGCGCCACUCCUCGGGACUCCAGACCCUCACGGCGGCUCUGAAGAGCAGCUUGAAGGAGCUCGGGCUGCUCCUCAUGUACAUGGGCGUGGGGGUGUUCCUCUUCUCUGCGCUGGGCUACACCAUGGAGCAGAACCACCCGGACACCCUGUUCACCAGCAUCCCGCAGUCGUUCUGGUGGGCGGUGAUCACCAUGACCACGGUGGGCUACGGGGACGUGUACCCCAAAACCACUUUAGGUCGGUGCAACGCGGCCAUCAGCUUCCUGUGCGGGGUCAUCGCCAUCGCGCUGCCCAUCCACCCCAUCAUCAACAACUUCGUGCUGUUCUACAACAAGCAGCAGGUGCUGGACACCGCGGCCAAGCACGAGAUCGAGCUGAUGGCGCUGCGCACGGGCGAGGGCGAGCUGGAGGACGCGCCGGAGCGCCGGGGACACGUGCGCGGCUCCGGCGCGCGGGGUUGGGACCACUCCAUCAGCAGCUCCUCGUGCCAAAGCGACACGUUCUUACCUCUAAUGAAGGGUCCCGGGGGAGGGGCGCGCAUCCAGACCCCCAGCAUGGCGACGAGCUUGGAGAGCACAGCUGAGGCCACUUCAUAAACUAAAACUAAACAAAAAGUUGCCUGAUCUGAGAGAAGACGCACCA
Molecule: messenger RNA, 1577 nt
Organism: Nematolebias whitei (Rio pearlfish)
Lineage: Eukaryota; Metazoa; Chordata; Actinopteri; Cyprinodontiformes; Rivulidae
Product: potassium voltage-gated channel subfamily F member 1-like
Exons: 1
Coding region: 32-1531 (499 amino acids)
Biological process (GO): potassium ion transmembrane transport; protein homooligomerization
Cellular component (GO): voltage-gated potassium channel complex; membrane
Molecular function (GO): voltage-gated potassium channel activity; protein binding
Source: RefSeq, a predicted model, not a curated record